AUGCAAAGUUUCAGGCGUUUUCUUUUGCUUACCAAUUUCCAAAGGAACUAUAUAAAGCAACAUUUUCUUUUUAAAAGCAAGCCCGUUAUUAGCUCUUACCAUACGUGGCAUGAAGACGCUGCGGAUUUACUGCCGAAUAACGUUGAUCCUAAUAGAGAUGAGUUCAAGGAAAAUGCCGAAAAAAUGGAUAAAUUAGUCAAAGACCUUUAUAACAUAGUAGAAAAAAUCAAAUUAGGCGGCGGGGAAGAGUCACGGAAACGACACCUUAGUCGAAAUAAAUUAUUGUCCAGGGAUCGUUCUCCAUUUCUUGAGCUAUCACAACUCGCAGGUUAUCAUCUAUACUCGGACGAAGUACCUGCCGGUGGAAUUAUAACCGGAAUUGGACGCGUCAAAGGAGUUGAAUGUAUGAUCGUUACUAAUGAUCCUACAGUGAAAGGAGGAACAUAUUAUCCUAUUACAGUAAAGAAACAUCUACGUGCUCAAGAAAUUGCAAAAGCGAAUAGAUUACCUUGUAUCUAUCUAGCCAAUUUGCCUCAUCAAGCUGAAGUUUUUCCCGAUCGAGAUCAUUUUGGGCGAAUAUUUUAUAAUCAGGCUAAUCUUUCAGCAGAAGGAAUUCCUCAAAUAGCCGUCGUCAUGGGUUCUUGUACGGCAGGUGGAGCUUAUUUGCCAGCUAUGGCAGAUGAAAGCAUUAUUGUUUCCAAGCAAGGGACUAUAUUUUUGGCUGGUCCGCCAUUAGUAAAGGCUGCUACAGGAGAAAUUGUCUCUGCAGAAGAACUAGGUGGUGCAGAGCUGCAUUGUCGUACUUCUGGCGUCACCGAUCACUACGCGUCGAAUGAUGAACAUGCUCUAUAUCUUGCUCGCCGUGUUGUCGAACAUCUAAACUGGAGAAAACAUCCGAAUAUUACAAUAAAACCACCCGAAGAUCCUAUAUAUCCAGCAUCCGAAAUUGGUGGCAUAGUAGGCGAUAAUCUUCGUAAAUCUUUUGACGUCAAAAAUGUCAUUGCACGAAUUGUAGAUGGUAGCCGUUUUGCCGAAUUCAAAAAACUUUAUGGAACUACAUUAGUUACUGGGUUUGCACGCAUUCAUGGAUAUCCAGUUGGCAUUGUUGCGAACAAUGGCAUUUUAUUUUCUGAAUCAGCACUCAAGGGCGCACAUUUUAUCGAAUUGUGUGCACAACGCGGGAUCCCAUUAUUGUUUCUACAAAAUAUCACGGGAUUUAUGGUUGGAUCUUCUGCAGAGGCAGGUGGUAUUGCGAAACAUGGCGCAAAGAUGGUCAUGGCUGUAUCGUGUGCCAAAGUUCCUAAAUUCACUGUGAUAAUUGGUGGUAGUUUUGGAGCUGGUAAUUACGGGAUGUGUGGGAGAUCUAGUAGUCCCAGAUUUUUGUGGUUAUGGCCGGUGAGCAAUCUUUUUUGGUCAGUCGAAGAGGAAGAAAACUUCAAAAAUCCUAUUCGCGAAAAAUACGAAAUCGAAGGACACCCUUAUUAUUCAUCAGCUCGCCUUUGGGAUGAUGGUGUAAUUGACCCAGUCGAUACUCGUGAUGUUAUAGGAUUAGCGCUCUCUACUUCUUUGAAUACUCUUAUUGAGAAGACACGAUUUGGCGUAUUUAGAAUGUAA
Messenger RNA from Ambispora gerdemannii, 1614 nucleotides. The record is from the annotation of a GenBank genome assembly. NCBI's taxonomy places the organism in Eukaryota, Fungi, Glomeromycota, Glomeromycetes, Archaeosporales, Ambisporaceae.